AGCGGAGUAUCAUUAUUUCAUUGUGAUCUGCAAAUACAAUAGCGAAUAUUAGUCAGUACCUAAGCGUGCAAUUAUGGCAGAUGCCAUUCUAGAAGAAGAAGAAGAAGCAGAUAAUGUGCAAGUACAAGAAGGCGUAAAAGUACCAUAUAUAUCCUUUGAGGUGAAUAUUUUUGUAUAUUAGAAAAAACGGACACCAAAAUUAAGGCAAAAUGCAAAAUUUGUAUGGAUGGAAAAGGUUCUUUGUCUGACGAUAUCCGGUCAACCGGAAAUUUUAUCAGACAUUUAAAGCAAAUGCAUGAGUGGCACUACAAAAAAUAUUUGAAUCAUAAGAAUGAUCUAAAGAUACAAAUGAAAACGUCAAAACACAAAGAUCACUCCCAAUCCAGUGUAAAGGCAUGGAUAAAAGGUUUCCAUUCUGCAGUAUCAAAAAUAAAGCUAUUGCAGUUGGUGGCAUCUUACAUUAUAGAAGAAAUGAGACCUGUGGUUACUGUAGAAAAGCCAGCAUUUAGAAGCCUCCAGCAUUUUGACACCUCCAAGUGGACAGGCUGUAACUAAUUACUGCAUUGAGUUAGAGGAAUCAAA
This is a messenger RNA of Cephus cinctus (wheat stem sawfly), 582 nucleotides long. RefSeq lists its product as uncharacterized. The record is from RefSeq and is a predicted model, not a curated record. Lineage: Eukaryota; Metazoa; Arthropoda; Insecta; Hymenoptera; Cephidae. Bases 223 to 555 code for a protein of 110 amino acids. The transcript is spliced from 3 exons.